GCGCGUCAAACAUACGCGCAUCCAAUACUUAAGUGGUAGGUAAGGAGCAGCUAGGUUAUGUUUACGAAAAAUAUAUCAACAAACAAAUGUUGAAUAGAAGCAGCUGUAUUUUCUAUGUUGUUUUGUGAGAAAAUCACUAGAACCAGCGCAUUGAUUGAAACUGAAUCAGUGCAAUAAAUUUGGGAUUUGCAGAGGGGCGGGACAUAAAGAUAAGUUGCGUUUCAAGGUUUACACCCGAUUUCUUGAAAAAUUCAAUAUUUAUCAGCCAACAUUCCACAAAGCGGUAAUAACCCGAUGUAAAAUUCUGGCUAUUAAAUCAUUUAAUUUCCGAUAAGAACCUAAGGUAAAUGACUGAAUCCCAGUGAGCACCGAUGAUAAUCUUUCAUAUAGUAUCAGGCAGUUGCUCGUCUAGAUAUUUAUACGAAUUCACUGUCUUAUUCACAUUCAAUUAAAUAAAAGUCUGGCAGAAUGGCAUUCCGAAUAACCGUGGAGGUUCCUGCCUUUCUCACCUUUGUAGCGUUUCUAAUCGCAGACAGCGUCAAUACCAACCUGAUGAUCUAUCGCACGUGCUACGUAACGUUGGGAUAUGAUAAGCACAAUUGCUCCCUGCUGGGCAUCAGCAAUGCGACCCGGAAACUGGAACAAUUGGUGCAACCGCACGCCGACAUCAUCAUAAUGACAAAAACGCUGAUCGAUCAAAUAACAGCCGCGAUUCUUUGUCUGUUUGUUGGCCCCUGGAGCGACACCUUCGGCCGGAAGCCGAUCCUCGCGCUAAAUCUUGCUGGUUACACGGCGAUGAGUUUGGUGAUGGUGGUUUUCUCAGCCGUCGAAACAGCGUCGCCCUGGUUUAUGAUGACUUGUUCGAUUCCUGUCAUUCUGACAGGAGGCGGGGCCACGUUGCUAACAGUUUUUUUGGCAUACUUGACGGACAUUACUUCGGAGAGCGAGCGGGGGUUUAGAAUGGGAGUUUUGGAGGUAACACUGGCAGCUGCGGUGCUGAUCGGGUCGGCCUCCAGCUCCUACGUAUUCAGCGCUACCGGCUACAUGGCAGUUUAUGGAAUAGGCGCCGCCCUCUGCUUCCUAGCCCUCCUGUACACAGUGUUUCUCCUGCCGGAGUCGUUGCAAGAACCGGAAACUGCUGGUCGACUCAAGGGGUUGUUCCGCGGCCGCAACCUGUCUGGAAUGUUCUGGACGAGCUUCAAGAACAGACCACAAUACAACAGGGCCAUUCUGCUCUCGUUGGUGCUGGCGCUGGCCCUUUUCUUCGUCAUAGUAGCGGGCGAUGGCAGCGUUAUGUUUUUGUUUAUGCGCGAAAAGUUCCACUGGACACUCAGACAGUACACCUGGUACAAUACGGCCAGUAAUUUGAUGUUCAUUUCCAGCACAUGCUUUGUGGUCUACAUCGUCCAUCACAAGUUGCACGUGAAGGAAUCGUGGAUAGUUUUUCUCGGGUUUAUCAGCCUGACCGCAGGCGCUCUGAUCCAAGGCUUGGCUCAGGUAGACUGGCUGAUCUACGCAGCUGCCGUGGUGAAACUGCCCAGCGGCGGUCUGAGCCCGAUGACUAGAUCGCUGUUGUCCAAGCUGGUGGACAGCGCGGAGGCCGGGAAGAUCUUUGCCCUCAUUACGGUGAUUCAAAACGCUUUGGGUCUCAUCGGAUCUCCCAUUUACAUCAAUCUGUACAACGCCACCCUGAGCACGAAUCCGAGCGUGUUCAACUAUUUAACAUCCGGCAUUUUGGCAGCGAGCGCUGGAUUACUUUUGGGCGUGUUGGUGCUUCAAAGACGAACCAGCAGGGAAGAUUAUUCGCGCUUGGAGGCAGAAAGUGCGCCUUCCGACCACCCCAUUGAUUCCAGCGAUCGAUUGGUGAACUGAUCAAUGCAGGUGAACUAUCGGAUGAUUUUUUUUUAAUUUAAAUACACACAGUUUGUUGAA
This is a messenger RNA of Dendroctonus ponderosae (mountain pine beetle), 1932 nucleotides long. RefSeq names its product proton-coupled folate transporter. Bases 469 to 1872 code for a protein of 467 amino acids. The record is from RefSeq and is a predicted model, not a curated record. NCBI's taxonomy places the organism in Eukaryota, Metazoa, Arthropoda, Insecta, Coleoptera, Curculionidae. Gene Ontology annotation, cellular component: membrane. The transcript has 9 exons. Gene Ontology annotation, biological process: transmembrane transport. Gene Ontology annotation, molecular function: transmembrane transporter activity.